Messenger RNA from Effrenium voratum, 1178 nucleotides. Lineage: Eukaryota; Dinophyceae; Suessiales; Symbiodiniaceae. The record is from the annotation of a GenBank genome assembly.
GAGAUCGUCCGGUGCAAAGUGUUGCAACCAUGGCCGCCCUUUGCACGCAGAGCAAGAUCGAGGCAGCGCUCGCUAAGCAGCGCAGCUUUAUGGACACCUGGGGUGCGCAGCUGGAGCAGAUGCUGCAGAUGUGCGUCCUGCUUGUGCCUGUGCAGGAGGAGGACGAUGACAAAGCAGGAUUUUGGAGCCAGGUUGUGUACUCGGUGAGCGAUCUUUUUAACUUAUAUCGGACCGUGGUUUUGCGGAGCCCUGACGAGAUUCCAGUUUGUGAGGAGGUGGAUUCAGGUACUUUGGCGGAGCCCUCCAAGAAGCUGCGCCAAGACCGCCUGAGUUACAUGCUUGCCGCCUUCGCGCUGCGAGCGAUCCGUUCCAUCCAGGUGCUCAUUGAAAUGGAUGCCUUCAGAAGAAAGGGUUCAAAGCAUGCGCUGCAAGUUUGCAUGAGAAUCGAGAUUGUGAAGCUGGCACUCAAGAUUUUCCUGCGCUUCCGCAUGCCUUUCAACUUCUAUGUUGAUGAGGUUGCAAUUGAAGAUGCUGAGCCGCCCAAGCUUUUGGAGCAGCAACGAAAUGCGCUUCUCGGCCAGAGCCAGAAUUCAACAGAGACUCCAAGUGAGGUGGCUCCUGCGCCGUCAGCUUAUGUGGGCAGGCGAACAGGCCGCUCGUUGAAGGUGCUGGAGGGCGCUGAGGAGCCUUCUCAGCCCGCAGCGCCGCUUCCGCCACCUCCGCGUGUGGCACAUGGCCUCCGCAGCGACUGCACACCUCACACCUUGCAAAUCGCAGUGGCUGAGGUUCUGUACCAUUGUCGACCUCUGAUCCACCUGGCCAUGCUGCGGCGACGGGGGCGAAAGUCCUGGGCGGCAUGGUUUGCUGCCGUGCUGCUGGAGCGUUUGUCAGUGGGCCUGCUGAUGAUGGAGCUGCGGAACAAGACAGGCAGCCGCGCGGCGGCGCUGGAGGCAGCCGAGGUCAGCAGGCGGCACAACCAGAUAUGGUGGGCGUUGGUCAGGUCACCAUGUUUUGACAAGAUCUUGAGACGCCCUGCUGAGACGUUGGACUGGGUCCUCAAAAAGAUUCCUGUCAUCAACAUGUUUAACAUCGUGGAGCUGUUCAUGGUUCUGCAGCCCUUUUACUUCUCCACAUCAGGAUCAUAAACGCGACAAUGAAAAAAUGAUUACAUCAAUUAU